CGGUUGUUUAUUAAAACCUCUCGUAGCUGCAGUGUUUUUUAGGUUUUAAACACGUUUGAAUCGAGCUAAGUGUUAGGAGUUAACAGCUAAUUCAAAGCGUUAUCCGCUGGAUAUUCAUUUUGCUAUGGAGGGUCUCCCCAGGUAUUGGGAAGCAGAUGACCGGGCUGCUCUUCUGUUCUAAGACCAUGAAUGAUCAGCCAUGGACCAGAUCACUUUUCAUCAUGAUACUGUGCUGUCAGAUGUUCACAUGCUCCUGCCCAAUGCACGCCAUCUUAUGAUACGCCUUAACUGUGUUGGACAGCCUGUCUUCAUCUCCAAAUUCAAGAUCUUGUCAGAUGGUGAAAGGCAAGACAACAAUGACCCAGGGAAAGGUUUAAAAGAAGCGGAGGAAUAUGAUGACCCAAGGGAAGACGGGGAAAAAGACACAAAAGACUCACAGGGAAAUGAUGGACAGGAAGAUGUGGAAGGAAAUGUGGAACCAUUCUUGGAUGAGGACGGAGACCUUGACAUCACACAUCGGCCAAAGAAAAACCCUACGGAAGGUAGUGGCCGAGACUUGGUCUGUCCCAUCAUUCUCAAACGUUCCAACCCUGUACUGGAACAACAAGAGGAGAAUACGGAUGAUGAAGUUAAGUGCUUCAAAGACAUUAUAAGGAUUGAGCACACUAUGGCCACACCCCUGGAAGACGUCGGCAAACAGCCACUGCAGAUGGACACACAAACCCACCAAUUACAUAUGGUGUGGCGAGGGGCAUUCCUCAUGGCUGACUUCAUCCUCUCUAUGCCGGCCAUGUUCAGAGGAGGUACAGUCCUAGAGCUGGGAGCGGGAACAGGCUUAACCAGCAUCAUCAUGGCAACCAUAGCCAAAACAGUGUACUGCACAGAUGUGGGAGAAGACCUUCUAAGCAUGUGCAAGAGAAAUGUAACAUUAAAUAGACACAUGAUGGAGCCUGCAGGUGGUGAAGUGAGAGUGAGACAGUUGGAUUGGCUCCAGCAUGACCUUUGUACAGAUGCUGAUGUGAAAUUUAGCUGGACAGAGGAGGAAGUAGCAGAUAUGUAUAACAACACUAGCUUCAUCAUUGCUGCUGAUGUUUGCUAUGAUGAUGAUCUGACAGAUGGCUUUUUCCGAACACUGUACCGACUCUGCAGUAACUUCUCUCACACCUGCACGAUCUUCAUCUCCAUAGAGAAAAGGAUGAACUUCUCCCUGCGAGACAUGGAUGUUUCCUGUGAGGCCUAUGACCAUUUCAGCCACUGUCUGUCCCAACUCCAGCACCUGGCGGAUGGACGAUACAGCUUCAGAGUGGAACAGCUCCCUUCUAACUUUGCACAGUUUCUUCUCUAUGAACGUAUAGAGCAACUGGAGCUGUGGAAGGUCACCGCCACUCCACUUCCAUGUGACCAAGCCCGGUCUGAUUCUGAGCUGUUUUCAUCUGUUGACCUGGACUCACAUCCGAGCAGUAUGAACGCUGGACUCUCCUAAGAAUAUAGCAUGCAAAGCUCCAGUUAACAGUUGAAGGUUUGAAUUGUAAAAUAUAAAAAUUCAAGGCAAAAUCACCUGUUCCCACAUAAAUAAAAUGAUAUAAUUUAGUAUAUUCAAGAAGGCAAUUUGACAAAUAGAGUUAAUAAUGGAGUUUUAAAAAAAAUGGGUCAUUGAUUCAUUGCUUGAAUGUAACAAUUUAUUUUUAAACUUAAUUCAUGCAUUCUUACAUGACCAGUAGAAUGAAGCCAUUUUGAGGUAAUGGAAGUUCUCUACCUUUGUUAAUGGAAAGUCAACUGUAGCUGCAUGUCUCCCUAGAUGUUUGUACAAUAUGUCUGAUUAAAAACAAGGUUGAAUAAAAUGUUACCAUAUACUGGGUA
Messenger RNA from Siniperca chuatsi (mandarin fish), 1860 nucleotides. RefSeq names its product methyltransferase 22, Kin17 lysine (gene mettl22). NCBI's taxonomy places the organism in Eukaryota, Metazoa, Chordata, Actinopteri, Centrarchiformes, Sinipercidae. The record is from RefSeq and is a predicted model, not a curated record. Gene Ontology annotation, molecular function: protein methyltransferase activity. Gene Ontology annotation, cellular component: nucleus. Gene Ontology annotation, biological process: protein methylation. The coding region runs from base 200 to 1483 and encodes 427 amino acids. The transcript is spliced from 13 exons.